Molecule: messenger RNA, 5847 nt
Organism: Chlorocebus sabaeus (green monkey)
Lineage: Eukaryota; Metazoa; Chordata; Mammalia; Primates; Cercopithecidae
Source: RefSeq, a predicted model, not a curated record
GGCAUUAUGCAGUUAUAUUACUGAGGCAGCUACCUGCCCGUGCCCCUCUCCUCCUCCUGGUUUGGGACUACCCUCCCCAUCUGCUGCUAUAUUUAACUGCUUUCUUGGCCAUAAAAGGCUGGUUGUGUGGCCUGACAUUCCACUGCCUGACCACAUGCAUUAUUUUUGAACUGGCCUCCAGGGUCCUGUCUUUAGCCCUGCCUCUUAACAUUUUCUUGGAUUCAACCUAGGCGGAGUUUUCAUUCUCUCAUCCAGCUCCUCGGCCUCAUCGGAACAUUUCCACCACCAUCACUCCUUUGGAAACUGGUGGCCCGGUUCCUUCAAGGGGCACAGGAUGUCUUUGCCUUUUUAUCAGAGGUCCCACCAGCACUAUGAUUUCAGCUACCGCAACAAGGACCUCCGCACCACCGUGAGCCACUACCAGCAGGAGAAGAAGCGCUCGGCCAUCUACACCCAGGGCUCCACGGCCUACAGCAGCCGCUCCUCCGCCGCGCACCGCCAGGAAGCCGAGGCCUUCCGUCAGGCGUCCGCCGCCUCCUUCCAGCAGCAGGCCUCACAGUACGCCCUGAGCUCUGACGUCAGUCGGAAGGCGGCCUCAGCCUAUGAUUAUGGCUCCUCCCAUGGACUUACAGAUUCCAGUCUACUGUUAGAUGAUUAUUCAUCCAAGUUGAGCCCCAAACCAAAGAGAGCCAAGCACAGCCUUCUGUCUGGAGAAGAGAAAGAAAAUUUGCCCAGUGACUACAUGGUACCCAUUUUCUUGGGACGUCAAAAGCAUGUCAGUGGAAUUACAGAUACGGAAGAAGAAAGAAUUAAAGAAGCUGCUGCUUAUAUAGCCCAGAGGAAUCUUCUUGCUAGUGAGGAAGGAAUCACAACAUCUAAACAGUCCACGGCAUCUAAGCAGUCCACGGCAUCCAGGCAGUCCACGGCAUCCAAGCAGUCCACGGCAUCCAAGCAGUCCACGGCAUCCAGGCAGUCCACGGCAUCCAAGCAGUCCGUGGUUUCCAAACAGGCCACGUCUACUCUUCAACAAGAAGAAACUUUUGAAAAGAAGUCAAGGAAAGUUGCGAUUCGAGAAAAGGCAGAACGCCUGACCCUGAGGAAAACUUUAGAAGAAACCGAGGCGUAUCAUGCCAAGUUGAAUGAAGACCAUCUUCUCCACGCUCCUGAGUUUAUCAUUAAACCUCGCUCCCACACGGUGUGGGAGAAGGAGAAUGUAAAAUUGCACUGCUCCAUAGCAGGCUGGCCAGAACCUCGUGUCACGUGGUAUAAAAACCAGGUGCCAAUAAAUGUCCAUGCAAACCCUGGAAAGUACAUUAUUGAGAGUCGAUAUGGAAUGCACACGCUGGAGAUUAAUGCAUGUGAUUUUGAAGAUACAGCUCAGUACCGGGCCUCGGCGAUGAAUGUUAAAGGAGAGCUUUCGGCAUAUGCUUCAGUUGUGGUAAAGAGGUAUAAGGGAGAGUUUGAUGAGACUCGCUUCCAUGCUGGGGUUUCCACCAUGCCCCUCAGCUUUGCUGUGACCCCGUAUGGUUAUGCAUCCAAAUUUGAGAUCCACUUUGAUGACAAAUUUGAUGUGUCUUUUGGGAGAGAGGGAGAGACAAUGAGUCUAGGCUGUCGCGUAGUCAUCACUCCUGAAAUUAAACAUUUCCAGCCAGAGAUCCAGUGGUACAGAAAUGGAGUACCUCUUUCACCAUCGAAAUGGGUGCAAACACUUUGGAGUGGAGAGCGGGCAACACUGACAUUUUCCCAUCUCAACAAAGAAGAUGAAGGCCUCUAUACAAUCCGUGUACGGAUGGGAGAAUAUUAUGAACAAUAUAGUGCUUAUGUCUUUGUUCGAGAUGCUGAUGCAGAGAUUGAAGGAGCCCCAGCUGCUCCCUUGGAUGUGAAGUGCUUGGAGGCCAACAAAGAUUAUAUCAUCAUCUCUUGGAAACAGCCAGCUGUCGAUGGAGGGAGUCCUAUUCUUGGAUAUUUUAUUGACAAGUGUGAGGUGGGCACAGAUAACUGGUCGCAGUGCAAUGACACACCUGUGAAGUUUGCUCGUUUUCCUGUCACUGGAUUGAUCGAAGGUCGUUCCUAUAUCUUCCGAGUUCGAGCUGUGAAUAAAACGGGAAUAGGUUUCCCAUCUCGAGUUUCCGAGCCCGUGGCUGCUCUGGAUCCAGCCGAGAAAGCUAGACUUAAAAGUCGCCCCUCAGCACCCUGGACUGGACAGAUCAUUGUUACUGAAGAAGAACCUUCAGAGGGUAUUGUGCCUGGCCCCCCGACAGACCUCUCUGUCACUGAGGCCACCCGGAGCUACGUGGUGCUCAGCUGGAAGCCCCCUCGUCAGCGUGGUCAUGAGGGCAUUAUGUACUUUGUGGAAAAGUGUGAGGCAGGAACAGAAAACUGGCAGCGAGUGAACACGGAGCUCCCCGUGAAGUCUCCCCGCUUUGCUCUGUUUGACCUGGCCGAGGGGAAAUCCUACUCUUUCCGCGUUCGCUGUUCUAAUUCUGCAGGCGUUGGUGAGCCCUCGGAUGCAACGGAGGUGACUGUGGUAGGGGACAAACUUGAUAUCCCCAAGGCUCCUGGCAAAAUCAUCCCGAGUAGAAACACAGACACUUCAGUGGUGGUUUCAUGGGAGGAGUCCACAGAUGCCAAAGAGCUGGUCGGGUACUACAUAGAGGCGAGCGUUGCUGGCUCUGGCAAGUGGGAGCCCUGUAACAACAACCCCGUGAAGGGCUCACGAUUUACUUGUCAUGGAUUGGUGACUGGUCAGAGUUAUAUUUUCCGGGUCAGAGCAGUCAAUGCAGCUGGACUUAGUGAAUAUUCCCAGGAUUCAGAAGCUAUUGAAGUCAAAGCUGCUAUUGGGGGAGGAGUGUCUCCAGAUGUGUGUCCCGCACUGAGCGAUGAGCCUGGUGGACUAACCGCCUCCAGGGGGCGCGUGCAUGAAGCCUCCCCGCCAACCUUCCAGAAAGAUGCUUUGCUUGGUAGCAAACCUAACAAACCUUCACUACCCAGUAGCUCUCAAAACCUGGGCCAAACAGAAGUGAGUAAAGUAAGUGAAACAGUUCAGGAAGAGCUUACCCCACCACCACAGAAAGCGGCUCCUCAGGGGAAAAGUAAGUCUGACCCCCUGAAAAAGAAGACAGACAGAGCACCACCAUCUCCACCCCAUGAUAUCACCUGUCUUGAAAGUUUUCGUGACUCAAUGGUUCUUGGAUGGAAGCAACCUGAUAAGAUUGGAGGGGCAGAAAUUACUGGCUAUUAUGUGAACUAUCGCGAGGUCAUUGAUGGGGUACCAGGAAAAUGGAGAGAAGCCAAUGUCAAGGCUGUCAGUGAGGAGGCAUACAAGAUUAGCAACUUGAAGGAAAACAUGGUGUAUCAGUUCCAAGUGGCAGCCAUGAACAUGGCUGGGCUGGGCGCGCCCUCUGCAGUAAGCGAAUGCUUCAAGUGUGAAGAGUGGACCAUCGCCGUCCCAGGACCACCGCACAGUCUCAAGUGUAGUGAAGUCAGGAAGGACUCCCUGGUUCUCCAGUGGAAGCCUCCAGUCCACUCGGGGCGGACUCCAGUCACUGGUUACUUCGUGGAUGUGAAGGAGGCCAAGGCCAAAGAGGACCAGUGGCGAGGGCUCAAUGAGGCGGCAAUUAAAAACGUAUACCUGAAGGUUCGAGGCCUCAAGGAGGGCGUCAGCUACGUGUUCCGUGUUCGAGCCAUAAACCAGGCGGGAGUUGGGAAGCCGUCUGACCUUGCUGGCCCUGUUGUGGCAGAGACCCGUCCAGGCACCAAAGAGGUUGUUGUAAAUGUGGAUGAUGAUGGAGUCAUUUCAUUGAACUUCGAGUGUGAUCAGAUGACUCCAAAGUCCGAGUUCACCUGGUCCAAAGAUUAUGUAUCCACUGAGGACUCUCCACGGUUAGAAGUCGAAAGCAAGGGCAACAAGACGAAAAUGACCUUCAAAGACCUUGGGAUGGACGACUUGGGUAUUUACUCUUGCGAUGUAACAGACACUGAUGGAAUAGCAUCAAGCUACUUAAUAGAUGAGGAAGAAUUGAAACGUUUACUUGCUCUCAGCCAUGAACACAAGUUCCCAACUGUCCCAGUGAAAUCAGAGUUGGCAGUUGAAAUUUUGGAGAAGGGCCAGGUCCGGUUUUGGAUGCAGGCUGAGAAGCUAUCUGGCAAUGCCAAAGUCAACUACAUAUUUAACGAGAAGGAAAUUUUUGAAGGCCCGAAAUAUAAAAUGCAUAUUGACCGAAACACUGGCAUCAUUGAAAUGUUCAUGGAGAAACUACAGGAUGAGGAUGAGGGAACGUACACUUUCCAGCUUCAAGACGGAAAAGCAACUAACCAUUCUACUGUUGUUCUCAUUGGAGAUGUUUUCAAAAAGCUCCAGAAAGAAGCUGAAUUCCAGCGGCAAGAAUGGAUCAGGAAACAAGGUCCUCACUUUGCUGAGUAUUUGAGCUGGGAAGUGACUGGUGAAUGUAAUGUACUAUUGAAAUGCAAGGUGGCAAAUAUUAAGAAGGAGACUCAUAUUGUGUGGUACAAAGAUGAGAGGGAGAUAUCAGUGGAUGAAAAGCACGACUUUAAGGAUGGUAUAUGUACCCUGCUUAUAACAGAGUUUUCCAAGAAAGAUGCUGGGAUUUAUGAAGUUAUCCUGAAAGAUGACCGAGGAAAAGAUAAGAGCAGACUGAAGCUUGUGGAUGAAGCCUUUAAGGAACUGAUGACAGAAGUAUGCAAAAAAAUAGCUUUGUCUGCUACAGACCUCAAAAUCCAGAGCACAGCCGAGGGCAUCCGACUGUACUCUUUUGUAACUUACUACGUGGAGGAUUUGAAAGUUAACUGGUCCCACAAUGGGACCGCCAUUAGGUACUCAGACAGAGUUAAGACCGGGGUCACUGGAGAGCAGAUCUGGCUACAAAUCAAUGAGCCCACCCCGAAUGACAAAGGGAAGUACGUCAUGGAGCUCUUUGAUGGCAAAACUGGACAUCAGAAGACAGUGGAUCUUUCUGGACAAGCAUACGACGAGGCCUAUGCUGAAUUCCAGAGGUUGAAACAAGCUGCCAUUGCCGAGAAAAAUCGUGCCCGGGUGUUGGGAGGUCUCCCAGAUGUGGUCACCAUCCAGGAGGGGAAGGCCCUUAAUCUCACUUGCAAUGUGUGGGGAGACCCGCCUCCGGAGGUCUCGUGGUUGAAGAACGAAAAGGCCCUGGCCUCAGAUGACCACUGCAACCUCAAGUUCGAGGCCGGGAAGACCGCGUACUUCACCAUCAACGGCGUGAGCACCGCUGACUCGGGCAAAUACGGGCUGGUUGUGAAGAACAAGUAUGGCUCGGAGACCAGCGACUUCACUGUCAGCGUGUUCAUCCCAGAGGAGGAGGCGAGGAUGGCUGCCUUGGAGGCCCAGAAAGGCGGCAAGAAGGCCAAGUGACCGGGGGUGCGAGGAGAGCCAGGCGGCCUGUGCGACUUGGGUGUGAAUGGUUUGGGUUAAGGAUGAGACGUCUUCGUGCUUUCUCCUCCCUCUUCUUUUCUGGCUUGAGGGGGAAAUAAUGUCAGAUCUUUCAUUCAUAUAAAAAAGCACCAACUAGUGACACUUUAAUUGUUUUUCUUUAUCUACAAAAUUAUGUGUUAAGAAAAUACCAUUCAUAGCAUGAAGAUUAGGAAAGAGUUUUAAGGAGAAGACUUGAAUACAGUUGGAGGGACAUUGAGUGAUGGUCAGAGGGCAGACGAAUGUGUUGUGGGGUGAGUUGGGAUUAGCUGCAGCUGUGAAGCCACGGCCGUGUCUCGUGUGUUGUCACAGAAGUGCUGUGCUUUUCAAUGGGCGCCUUAUGGCUGGGAACCUCCUCAGUAUGAAUAAACAGUUUUCACAUCUGUCCUCUUCUCCGA